This is a messenger RNA of Monopterus albus (swamp eel), 684 nucleotides long. RefSeq lists its product as uncharacterized. NCBI's taxonomy places the organism in Eukaryota, Metazoa, Chordata, Actinopteri, Synbranchiformes, Synbranchidae. Gene Ontology annotation, molecular function: serine-type endopeptidase activity. The record is from RefSeq and is a predicted model, not a curated record. The transcript has 5 exons. The coding region runs from base 1 to 684 and encodes 227 amino acids. Gene Ontology annotation, biological process: proteolysis.
AUGCUGCUGCUAAUGGCCCUGCUGCUUCUGAGACUGGACUGCUUGCUCAGCGCCCCAACUGGUAGAGAUGUCUACAGGAUGCCCCAGAGUGCACUCAAAGCUCUGUCUGAGCGGGGUACUGUGGUUCUAGAAGCUGCCAUGACCAGUGCCCUGUCCGCUCUUGAGCGUACCUUAUCAGAGAGAAGUCGGGCUGAAGCAGACUGCCGGGGCUGUGUCCCCUGUCUGUUUCAAGACUGUGGACAGCUGUCUGGGUCCUGCUCGUCUUCGGCCAGUGCCUUAUCAGAGCCCAGCUGUGAAGUCAUCACUAGGGCUCAGAAGCUUCAAAACGAAGCAGAGCGGAGUUGGGCUCUCAGCCAGGCCUGCGCAUACUACCAGCAUCGAUGCCCACCUGAUGAACUGGGCAAGGAGAGCUGCAUCAGGAUCAUGGGUGAGAGCUGCAGCACCCGUGUCCUGCAGUGCAGCCUGUUCAACACAGUGCAGAACCUGGAACCUGCUACACAAGCACAUGCACAGGCAGUGUGUGGCCAGAGGUCGUCCAAAGUGCAAAACAUCACACAGCCUCGCUCCAGGAUUGUGGGUGGUUCCCCUGCUCCUCCUGGAAGCUGGCCCUGGCUGGUCAACCUGCAGCUAGAUGGAGGUCUGAUGUGUGGAGGGGUCCUGGUGGACAGCUCCUGGCAGCCGUAG